CACCAGCAUCGCAAGAGGUUUUGGGGGUGAUGGCCUCCUGCCAGGCAUGCCCAACUAGCCUACGGUCCGUCGGGCUGGCUUGAAUGCGGCGAGAGUCCAGGCAUGUCUUGUAGGCGCAUGACCAUGUUGAUGCGCGGUACUCUAUGCCAGAGGGCUGCGGGUUUCGGGUCCGGUCAAGCAUACCCAGCUAACCUACGGCCCGUCGGGCCGGUUUGAACGAUUCGACCUUGUCGGCGAGAGUCCAGGCAUACCUUGUAGGCGCAUGACCACGCUCAUGCGCGGGGCUCUAUGCCAGAGGGCUGCGGGUGUCGAACCCCGGUGAAGCAUGUCCGACUAAUUUGCGGCCCGUCGGGUCGGCUCAAACGGUUUGACCCUGUCGGCGAGAGUCCAGGCAUAUCUUGUAGGCGCAUGACCACGCUUAUGCGCGGGACUAUGCCAGAGGGCUGCGGCGGGUGUCGAAUCCCUGACAAGCACUUCCGACUAACAUGCGGUCCGUCGGCUAUGCUUGACCGACUCGACGCUGUCGGUACAGAUCCCAGAAUGUCUGGUAGGUGUUUAUGGCGUCACGGGAUGAGUCUCGCGUUCGCUCCCCGACGAGAGCGGUGGGCAACAUCGGGCCGGCCCUUCGCACGCGCCACCGAAGCAAAUCACGUCGCUCCCGUGCACCUGCAGGCGAGUCUCUCUUGACUGGCCGACGUAUGUGUUGCCAUUUGGGCUCAUGUGUUCGGCCGUGUUUGAGCAAUGGUUGGGCGCAGAUGCUGGCCCUUGGGCCGUGUGCCCUCGACGCCGCGCGGCGGCGGGUCAGCAGGGUGCUGCAUUGCCGCGGCCGUCCCUCGGCUCGCGCCCGGCGCUGCGGGCGUUGCGGGCUCGAAUUCGAGGAGACGCUCGGACAGGUGGCGGCGGCCGCGGGCCUCGCCGUGGACGGGGCUCGGGCCCCGCUGCAGGAGUUCGCCGGCCUGGCGGUGGCCGAGGCGCUGCUGCAAGAGCAGCGGCGGGCGCUCCGCGGCCGCCCUGGAAAGGCCACGCUGGCGGACGACCGAGCGGCGAGCGUCUCGGCCGCGCGCGAGCGGGAGUGGCGCGCGAGGCCGUUCCGCCGCCGGGGGCCGCGCGCCGGCGGGGGCACCCGCCGCGCGCGACAGUGCCGCGCAGCCGCCGGGGAGAGCCCCGGCGAGCGGGAGGCCCAAGAGCGGGCACGCUGGAGGUCGCGCCUGCUCCGCUUGCCCAGCGGGGCGGAGGCGCCGACGCUGGAGGUGGCGCGGCCCUGCGUGGACCCAGGGCGGGCGCUGGGCGGCGUCGCGGGCCGCGAGCGCUUCCGAGCAGCAGGGUCUCACGCGAGGGCGAGGCGCCGCGCCGACGGCCCUUUGAAGCAGCUGGUCGCGGACGAGGGCCUCGCCAGGUAGUGGCGCGGAGUGUCGUGGCUUCGCCUCGUCAAAGCACGGGCGGUGCCGCGCUGCGACGGCCGCGGUCGGCGCCCACUGCGGCGCUUCGAGUUCGUGGACAGCGGUCCGAUGGCCGCGCUGGCGCGCGCGAAA
Messenger RNA from Prorocentrum cordatum, 1532 nucleotides. The record is from the annotation of a GenBank genome assembly. Lineage: Eukaryota; Dinophyceae; Prorocentrales; Prorocentraceae.